This is a messenger RNA of Puccinia triticina, 1920 nucleotides long. RefSeq lists its product as uncharacterized. Bases 1 to 1920 code for a protein of 639 amino acids. Lineage: Eukaryota; Fungi; Basidiomycota; Pucciniomycetes; Pucciniales; Pucciniaceae. The transcript is spliced from 2 exons. The record is from RefSeq and is a predicted model, not a curated record.
AUGACUCAGAACAACAAAUUUCGCAGCGGCAUUCGGUUGGUCCGUCUUGUCGCAGUAAUAUUCCUCGUCAACGGGUGCAAGCCGAUGGAUCUUCCAAACUCGCAAUUGAGCGCGGAGUGGUUUGCUUGGGACGAAGACUUGGUCGACCUCGACCAUAUCUUCCCUUCCGGUGGUUCAUCGGGGGACGAGGCGGCUGGACAAGCUGAUACUCACCACGAACCAUUCGCGGGCGGUCAUUUACAUCCUAUCGGCCUUCCUGCCGGGCCAUCAGCUAGCCACGUCUGCCCCCCACAAGACUAUCACCAUAUUCAAACUGCUGCUGAACAACGUCCUUCUGGCACUCUGGCUCAUGGGAAGCGCAUGUCGUUGGACUUGCACAACUUAUUUGGAUCAGGGUUCGAGCCCGCACAAAACUUCGAACUUCUGGAUCAGCUCCUCGCAGACGGAACACCAGCCUCGAAUGGCUUCGCGGCAGCAGGCGCUUCACGGGCCCUCGACCAUAUCUUCCCUUCGGCGCUUUCAUUGCAGGCUAGGGCGGCUGGACAAGCUAAUCACCCUCAACCAUCCUCGGCCUUAGCUAGCGACCAGUCCCUUCUCCCAGACUAUUAUUAUCCUGCCCAAACGAACGCAAAAGAACGCACUGUUAACUCCCAGCCCUAUCAUGCUCUGGACAUAUCGUUUGACUCCGGCGAACUAUUUGAACCCGGGCUCUUACCCCACGACUUCGACAUCCUCACAGAGUUCCUCGGACACGGGACACCAGACCCGGAUGGCCUCACGGGGGUAAGGGCUGCGCAGUCACAUCAUGGUGUAGCGCAUGUAUCGGAUAGUCAUAGUCAUACAUUCACAGGUCCUGGUCCGUCGAAUCUGCUCGCCUUCUCGGAUUAUCCCUUCAUGCGCUCCUCCGGCACAACCUCCGGACUCCACGAAAGUCCUUCUCGUAAGCGGAAGCAAACUGUCGGGCUUCAGGCCAAAAGCAUCAAACCUCAGGAUCUGCUUUUCACCCAGAGCAAGCCACGGAGCGGCAUACCCAAAUUGUACAUCCCAUUUCCUGAAAGCCAACGGCCUGCGCUCUCUAAAAAGCUACCUCCACAGGGGCCACUGGGGUUUUACAUGAAUGACUUGGCACUCAAUAAUCCAUCGGAUCGCGCAGAACAGAUGGAAAUGGGUCGGAUCCUGACAGGGCUCAGAGCCUUAGGAAUCCCGAACCCCCGACUUGCCUUCUCCGAGUUGAAAUUCUACAGCACCCAUCGCGAUUAUCUUGGGUUUGGCAUGGAACGCAAUGAUAGCGGACGGACUAUUAAGCUGUCACGCGGGUUUGCCAAAUCAAAAAUCUUCGAUGAAGGUCCAUACGGUCAAUAUAAAAGAAGGUGUAGAUUAGCGAAGGGACUAGUCAGCUUUGUGUCACAUUAUAAGGAUUGGUAUCAGCAUUGGUUCGAUGAAACUGGGAUAGACUUCGAAAAGAAUCUGCUCCAACCUCACUUUAUCGGUUUCGAGGAGGCUGCGGUGCUCUUCCCCCUAUAUCUAUUUUAUGUUGAGAUGAUAUGCUCGAUCGUCCCGAGAGAGGGAACCACCCUGAAAAUUGAACUGCUCCGCGCCCAAAAGUUAUUCAACUCCUGGACUAAGAACUACAAUGAUCCGAUAUCUCAGAGUGAUCAAAAUCUAGAAUCGAUUGUCGAAACGCUCAGAAAACAGAGAGAUCGUCGAGGAGCUUUGAACUUGCAUCCACACCUCUGGAGUUACUUAGAGAUUUGGAUGAUCACUUCAUGGAGGGAUGGAGUUUUCCGAUAUAUGAAUGGUUCUAUGCCCAAGACAGUCAAAGAAUUCUUCAAUAAUGUCUUCAAUUAUUCCUAUUCAGCUCAUCAUCAACGAUACAUCUCUAGGAUAACAGCUCACAACCUGGAAAAAUAUAGUAAAUAG